AUAAUGAAGAAAUAACUGAAUAUCUAUAUGAAAUUUUAAGUAUUGGUUUCACAGAAAAAGAAAAGUUUCAAAAUGAAAAUAGAAAAUUAUCACAAGAAUUAGAAAUCUUACAAAAAAGAAUAGAAAAAGCAGAACAAAAACAAAAAACAGAAGAAAAAAAAUAUUUAAUAGAAGAAAGAGGAAAAUUAGCAAAAAAAAUAAAUAUAUUAAGAAUAUUUUGUA
Racocetra persica is the source of this 222-nucleotide messenger RNA. NCBI's taxonomy places the organism in Eukaryota, Fungi, Glomeromycota, Glomeromycetes, Diversisporales, Gigasporaceae. The record is from the annotation of a GenBank genome assembly.